Carassius auratus (goldfish) is the source of this 1541-nucleotide messenger RNA. Its product is annotated as ankyrin repeat domain-containing protein 46-like. The coding region runs from base 165 to 851 and encodes 228 amino acids. Lineage: Eukaryota; Metazoa; Chordata; Actinopteri; Cypriniformes; Cyprinidae. The transcript has 4 exons. The record is from RefSeq and is a predicted model, not a curated record. Gene Ontology annotation, molecular function: protein binding.
CGCUCUAACUCAGAGUCACCACUGAUGCUGUGGUAACUCACAAACUACAGACACUACAGACAUUACCAUAGGACAUAACGGGACUUGAACAAGCGCAAGACGUUUCUUCUGUGAUACUGCUGCACUAAACAGUUACGCUGGAAUUUUCGGAGACCGACUCGGACAUGUCAUAUGUCUUCAUCAAUGACUCGUCGCAGACCAGUGUACCGUUACUGCAGGCUUGUGUCGAUGGGGACUUGAGUUUCGCUCAGCGUCUGCUGGAGGCUGGCUGCGACCCCAACAUCCGCGACCACAGGGGCCGCACGGGUCUGCAUCUGGCAGCGGCGCGAGGUAAUGUGGACAUCUGCCGCUUCCUGCACAAGUUUGGUGCAGAUCUGCUAGCCACCGACUAUCAGGGCAACACUGCACUGCACCUGUGCGGACAUGUGGACACCAUUCAGUUCCUGGUGUCCAAUGGGCUCAAAAUUGAUAUUUGUAACCACAAUGGGUCAACACCACUGGUGCUGGCUAAGAGGAGAGGGGUGAAUAAAGAUGCCAUUCGGCUGUUGGAAGGGCUGGAAGAGCAAGAGGUCAAGGGCUUCAACAGAGGAGCUCACUCCAAACUUGAAGCCAUGCAAAUGGCUGAGAGUGAGAGUGCGAUGGAGAGCCAUUCGCUGCUGAAUCCAAACCUGCAGAACAGCGAGGGUGUGCUGUCCAGCUUUCGCUCCACAUGGCAGGAGUUUGUGGAGGACUUGGGCUUCUGGAGGGUCCUGCUGCUGCUGCUGGUCAUCGGCCUUCUUUCUUUGGGCAUUGCUUACUAUGUUAGUGGCGUACUGCCUUUUUCUGCAAGUCAGCUGGAGUUGGUCCACUGAGGGCCAGAUUGUGUUCUAUCUCGGGACCGACUAAAGGGAAGUUUGAGUGGACUCUGAAGGUUCUUCAUAGUACUAGUUUCGGUCUGAUGUGAAGUUUAGGAACAGUCACAGGUAAGGUGAGUGACAGUGUUCACAUGAUGAUGGCUGUGAUGGCUCUGAAGGAAGACUGAAAGGUUAAGGUUAAUGUAUUUAAAAACCCACUUCUCCCAGAUCUUUCCAUGAUCACUGAACCUGGCCGACUGGUUGAUAAGUAAGACAUAUACACUUGUAAUCAUUUCAGUGGUGAUAUAAAUGAUGACUGUUGUAGCUUAGAUCAGGCAUGAUGUUUUCAUCCCAGUAUUUACUUCUUUUCCUUUUCUAUAAUCUUUUUUUUUUUUUCUGUAUAUGAAGUGUGUGUAUGAAGUACGACAGUCGUUACAUACAUACGCUUAUUUACAUAUCUGCGAUUCAACAGCUGACAUUGUUACAUGGAAUAUUGUUUUAAAGUAAUGGUAUGUAAAAUGUUACAUAUUCCAAUAAAUGGCCAUCGGGAUUCAGAUAACAGUUUGAUAAAUGACAAUUAAGAUUCUUUAUUUAAGAUUCUGUAUUCUAUUUUUAUGUUUGUGUACAAAUAAUCCUAAAUGCUUAAAGGGUCUUUCUGUUUGCUAAAAUAAGAACCGUUUUUCCUCACCAUUAAAUGCUUUUGCACCA